Messenger RNA from Sphenostylis stenocarpa, 387 nucleotides. Lineage: Eukaryota; Viridiplantae; Streptophyta; Magnoliopsida; Fabales; Fabaceae. The record is from the annotation of a GenBank genome assembly.
AUGACAGAAGAAACAGUGAAUCCCAAAGCUUAUCCUUUAGCUGAUGCCCAGCUUGCAAUAACCAUACUAGAUCUUGUUCAACAAGCUGCCAACUACAAGCAGCUAAAAAAGGGUGCUAAUGAAGCCACUAAGACCCUGAACAGAGGUAUCUCUGAGUUUGUUGUCAUGGCCGCUGAUGCUGAGCCCCUUGAGAUUCUUCUCCAUCUUCCUCUACUUGCUGAGGAUAAGAAUGUGCCCUACGUGUUUGUCCCAUCAAAACAAGCACUUGGGCGUGCCUGUGGGGUCACCAGGCCUGUGAUUGCUUGUUCUGUGACAACCAAUGAAGGAAGUGAAUUGAAAUCUCAAAUCCAGCAACUAAAGGAUGCUAUUGAGAAGCUUUUAAUCUGA